AUGCUAAGACGUAUAGUCAGGAGUCGAAGGGCACUCGCCAUCUCCCAUCGGGCGUACACUACAGCUACCAGCAGCUCAUUCAAAACAGCUGUUGAGACUGCUGAAAAAUUAGUAUCACCGCCAGCCAAAUCGAAAUUUCAAGAUCCGUUUUCCAUAGUCAGUCAUGAAAUGUCCAAUUUAGCCAAGUCCAUCGCCAGCUUAAUUGGAUCUGGUCAUCCUACUUUAAACAGAAUAAGUUCAUACUAUUUCGAAGCCGAGGGGAAAAAUGUCCGACCUUUGAUUGUGUUGAUUUUAAGUAAAGCAUUACUGAAAAUACCAUUGCUGGAACGUCAAAGGAUAAAGAUAGACGAAUACGAUGUUACUGAGCAAGAGCCUAUAAAGGGUACUCCGCAACCUGGACAGGAAUCUAUUGCUGGAUACAGUGUUGAUGAUAGUUUGAGUCCGUUGAAUAUUUUGCAUGGCAUAAAUCCAAAGAUUAUUUUGGAUCCAUUGAGUAAGCCGAUGGAUAGACUACCUGAAAUGGAUAAGCAAAAUGGGAUCUUGCCAAAGCAAAGAAGGUUGGCGGAAAUUGUUGAAAUGAUUCAUACUGCCAGUUUAUUGCAUGAUGAUGUUAUUGAUUUGUCGGAUUCGAGAAGAGGAAGAUCAAGUGGUAAUAUUGCAUUCACCAACAAGAUGGCUGUCUUGGGUGGAGAUUUUCUUUUGGGGAGAGCUUCUGUUGCCAUUGCCAGAUUGAGGAACCCUGAAGUUAUUGAAUUGUUGAGUACAACAAUUGCCAAUUUAGUGGAGGGAGAAUUUAUGCAGUUGAAGAAUACUGUUUUGAGCAAUAGUGGUGAGGAAGUGAUUGAUAAUGAUGGGGAUGAAAAGCGAGUUCCACAGGCAACUGGCAAAGUGCCUACUGAAAAGCAUCAAUAUUCCGUCAAUGAAGAAGAUAUUGUUGAUCAUGAAACCAAUGUUCAAGCUGCUUUCGAGUACUACUUGCACAAGACCUACUUGAAAACAGCGUCAUUAAUGUCCAAAUCGUGUCGAGCAGCAGCUGUCUUGAGCGGAGCCCAAGAUGAUAUUAUUGAAAACUGUUAUCAGUUUGGACGUAACAUGGGAUUAUGUUUCCAGAUUGUUGAUGAUAUGUUGGACUACACCAGUUCCGACAAGGCGUUUGGUAAACCAAGUCAAGCUGAUUUGAAAUUGGGUUUAGCUACUGCUCCGGUGCUUUUCGCGUGGAAGCAAGAACCCAAAUUGGGUGAAUUGAUUGCUAGGAAAUUCAAUGAACCGGGUGAUGUUGAAAUUGCACGUAGAGCAGUUGACAGGCACCAGGGAGUUGAGCAGACUAGAGAGAUGGCCAAGAAGUAUUGUAUGGAUGCGUUGGCUAAUUUGAGAAAGUUGCCUGAGUCUGAUGCUAGAAGUGCGUUGGAAUUGUUGACAAAUUCGAUCUUGACUAGAUCUAAUUGA
This is a messenger RNA of Lodderomyces theae, 1446 nucleotides long. RefSeq names its product trans-hexaprenyltranstransferase. Gene Ontology annotation, biological process: ubiquinone biosynthetic process; isoprenoid biosynthetic process. Bases 1 to 1446 code for a protein of 481 amino acids. Lineage: Eukaryota; Fungi; Ascomycota; Pichiomycetes; Serinales; Debaryomycetaceae. The record is from RefSeq and is a predicted model, not a curated record. Gene Ontology annotation, molecular function: prenyltransferase activity. The transcript has a single exon. Gene Ontology annotation, cellular component: transferase complex.